Trichobilharzia szidati is the source of this 228-nucleotide messenger RNA. The record is from the annotation of a GenBank genome assembly. Lineage: Eukaryota; Metazoa; Platyhelminthes; Trematoda; Strigeidida; Schistosomatidae.
GUUGUGCUGUGGUCCGUGAGCUUAGCUAUUGCGUUCACCUCUUUUAAAUGGACAUUUCUAUGGAUGUCGCUGGUUAUCACCAUUAUAUUGACAGUUACAACAGUUGUGCUGUCUCUGCAACUACCGUCACUGAGUGAAAAGGGAUUCAUCUUCUUUAUAGUCUUUGCUGUCUUAGCAUUCAUCACAAAGAUUUGUUAUUACUUCAUCCCGGGAACUUUACCUAAAAGU